AUGUCGUUCGCGCCCUCCGCUUUCGCCGGCAAGGCCGUCGUGGUGGCCAAGCCCACCGCCCGCACGGGCCGCACCUCGGUGCGCGUGCAGGCCGCCGACCGCCCCGUGUGGUUCCCCGGCAACGAGCCCGCUCCCCACCUGGACGGCUCCAUGCCCGGCGACUACGGCUUCGACCCCCUCUCGCUCGGCUCGGACCCCGAGUACCUCAAGAUCUGGCGCGAGGCUGAGCUGCAGCACGCCCGCUGGGCCAUGCUCGGUGCCGCUGGCGUCCUCGCCCAGGAGAUCGUCAAGCCGGACGUCAACUUCUACGACGCCCCGACGAAGAUCGACCUGCCCUUCUCGAUCCCCACGCUCAUCGGCAUCCAGUUCAUCCUCAUGCACUACGUCGAGAUCCGCAGGUGGCAGGACCUGCGCAAGCCCGGCUCGGUGAACGCCGACCCCUUCAACCCCAAGUACAAGCUGCCGGACCACGAGCCGGGCUACCCGGGCGGCAUCUUCGCGCCCUUCAUCCCGGGCGACAUCGAGACGCUCAAGGUGAAGGAGAUCAAGAACGGCCGUCUGGCGAUGCUCGCCUUCAUGGGCUACAUCGCUGCGUACCUCGCGACCGGCAUGGGCCCGCUCGAGGCGCUCGGCGCGCACAUGGCCGACCCGGGCAAGGUCAACGCGUUCAGCUACGGCGCGAUCCCCUCGCCGGGCAGCUUCUAA
Molecule: messenger RNA, 705 nt
Organism: Pedinophyceae sp. YPF-701
Lineage: Eukaryota; Viridiplantae; Chlorophyta; Pedinophyceae
Source: the annotation of a GenBank genome assembly